This is a messenger RNA of Periconia digitata, 256 nucleotides long. The record is from the annotation of a GenBank genome assembly. Lineage: Eukaryota; Fungi; Ascomycota; Dothideomycetes; Pleosporales; Periconiaceae.
CACAACAUUCCACAGCCGAUUCAGAAGACGAACUAAUUCUAUUUCGUGAGAAUGAAAUUCACCCCUUUUAUCAGCCUGCUUUUCGCUAGCAUUGCAAUUGCUGCUCCUCUUGGCUUGCCAGGUGCAAUUGCAGCCCGAGAAGGCUCCAUCGACAACGAUGACUACAUUGUGUAUCCUGAUGUCGACAGAGACGAAGAUGUGGUUUACGCAUAUCAUGCCAUUAACGACAAAUGAAAAAUUGUAUUGGAAUGACGUU